CAUAAACGUUAGGCUCUUCUGUCUGUCGGUCUGAUCUGGAGAAUCAUAUUAAGUGUUGCUGUUGUUGAUGUUAUAAGAGCAAAUGGCAUGGAUUGGGGGCACCGGCUCCCAGCACCACAAAAGUCACUCCGGGAGGUAAAUAUGACAAGUGAUGUUGCCCAUAGCAACCAAUCAGAGCUUUUCUAACUUGUAGGCGACUGUUUAAAACUAAUUGCUGAUUGGUUGCUAAUGGAAACCUUACAGAGUACACUUCCUUGGGGUGAGUGAGAGUGAAGCUGAUACAGGGGCCACAGAGUGACUGAUCUACGGUAACGUCACCAAAUUAGGACUAAAAAGAUCAACCAACUGAGAGAAAGAGUAUCUGUUGUUUUGGCGCUGAGGACAUAGAAGUUGAUUUGCAAUGUCCGAAAAUUCCGUUCCGGACCUGCAGAUGGUUCCUGCCACUGAAAGUGACUAUAAUGAGUUUGUGACCAUGUCUGCUGGUAUAUAUGGAGGCAUGGAUUCUCGAGUGUUCAGGUACCUCCAGUGGUUAAAAGACCCUCUGAGAAAGAUGUUCCUGGCCAAGUCUGAAGGAAAAGUGGUGGGUUUUCUGUGCUUCAUGCUGGUAGAUGGUGGUACAACAGCUGUGGCCGAUGGUCUCCGUGUUGCCCCCUGGAUGAGAGGCUGUGGGAUAGCCAAAGCACUGCAGAAGUUUUGUCUUGACAACCUGCGCUCCAACCAUCCUACAGUCACCAAAAUUCGUUUUUUAGGAACGAAAGACAUUGCACCCGCUGUUCUGAACAAAUAUCAUCUGCUUCAUUCAAAGGCUCUUAUCUCAGUGGUAAUUCCCAAUGACCAGAUAGAGGAAAAGAUCAAGUUGCUGGAGAACCGGCUGGAGAGUUUAGGCGGCAAAAGACCUCUUGUGGCCCUGAGUCCUUCGGAGGUUCUACGUCUGUUUGAGGAUCCCUGUAUUACAGAGUGGUUGCUUCCCAAGGGGCUUCUUAUCCAGAGUUGGCUUCCUCUCUCCAUCCAAAAAUCCAACCUAGAUUUAUUGUUUAGACAAGGAAUUGUCUGGUUCUAUUCCCAUCCCUUUGAUUCAAUGAGCGAUUGUGCAAUCUCCCCCAGAUCCAGUGAUACCAGUGAGAUCUGUAUUGACACCAUCCAGGAAGCUUCAGCACCCAAUCCAGUGCCACUCACCCAUUCAUCUAGCCUCUCUAACCCUUCCACUCUCUCCAAUAACUCCUGUGGGUUCCUUAGCCUGGGCACCCCUCCAUUCCCUGUGUCACUAGGAGAUGGCAUGCACCGCUUUGACAUUGAUCUGUUUGGAACUGAUCCAAUAUCUGCCCAAACCCAUGUCCUACACCAGCUGAUUGAGAUGCAACGAGUGCUGCCAUCAGGGGUCAAUGUUGUUUUUUGCAUGUACGCUGAAGAGAGUCUGUGUCCUGAGCUAACUCAGUUUUGCCAAGCCAUAACUCCUUCCCAUGCACUAGGGAAACAACAUUUGUUAGAUAUAGACAUAUCAACCCUAGAGUCAUACCUUUCAUCACAGACAUGUUUCUGAAGGAUAUAUCCUUCCAUCCACUUGUGACUUCUUCACAUUGUUUAUUUUUCUGAUGUAUGUCCUGUCCACAAGGGUCCAAGUCCCUUGUCAGAACAAGGUAAUACCCCAGUAACUAUGUGUUUGUGAAUAACUGAUGCCUUGUUUGCUUGGCCCCAUCCAAAGAAAGAAUUGUGUGUACACUGCCAAUACAUAAGAAAUAAUAAAAAGGAGGUAUUGGUACUACA
Messenger RNA from Xenopus laevis (African clawed frog), 1764 nucleotides. RefSeq names its product histidine N-acetyltransferase. Lineage: Eukaryota; Metazoa; Chordata; Amphibia; Anura; Pipidae. The record is from RefSeq and is a predicted model, not a curated record. The transcript is spliced from 4 exons. Bases 401 to 1540 code for a protein of 379 amino acids.